CGGCUCGGGGGACGCGGAGGGUGUUUGCGGCUGCCGCAGGAUGUGUUUACCUGAACAUGAACACGCUCCACCAGGACAGCGCGUGGCCAACAGCCGUCGCCGCCAGCAGAGGCCGGAACGAGAGGGUCCAGGCAGCUCCCGGCUGCACUGCAGAGGGUCACCCGCACGCCGGUGUCCGCGCUGCUGGGGCGGAGGAGCGGCCCCGGGCCCGUAGGAAGCCAGCGCCCCGCGCCGCCCCCCAUGCGGGUCGCAGCCCUGCGGAGGGAUGUCCCUGCCGAGCCUCCUCGGCCUCCUGCUGCUGCUGCUCCGCUGCCAGGGCCCCGCCGCCCAGAUCACGGAUUUCCUCUUCGAGAGCUGGAAGGCCUACAGCGAGGAGUGCCACCGCAACAUGAGCCGGCUGCCGGCGCCCACCGAGCUCGUCUGUAACCGGACGUUCGACAAGUUCUCCUGCUGGCCCGACGCGCUGCCCAACACCACGGUCAACGUCUCCUGCCCCUGGUUCCUGCCCUGGUACCGCAAAGUGAAGCACCGGCACGUCUUCAAGACCUGCGGGCCGGACGGGCAGUGGGUGACGGGCCCCAGCGGGCAGUCGCUGCGCAAUGCCACGCAGUGCCAGAUCGACGCCGAGGACCUGGCGGCGCAGGAGAGGUUCGCCAGGACCUACGGCAGCUUCAAGGUCAUGUACACGGUGGGCUACUCGGUGUCGCUGUGCGCCCUGAUCCUCGCCCUGGCCGUGCUGCUGGGCUUCAGCAAGCUGCACUGCAUGAGGAACUACAUCCACAUGAACCUCUUCGCCUCCUUCAUCCUGAAGGGCGUCUCCGUGCUGGUCAUCGACGCCCUGCUCAAGACGCACUACAGCGACAAGGUCGACGACUACAACGUGGGCAUCUGGCUGAGCGACGAGGCCGCGGCCGGCUGCCGGGCCGCCACCGUCUUCAUGCAGUACGGCAUCGUGGCCAACUACUGCUGGCUGCUGGUGGAGGGCAUCUACCUGCACAACCUCCUCGUGGUGGCCGUCUUCUCCGAGCGCAGCUACUUCACCCUCUACCUGUGCAUCGGCUGGGGCGCCCCCGUGCUCUUCCUCGUCCCCUGGGUCGUCGUCAAAUUCCUCUUUGAGAACAUCCAGUGCUGGAGCACCAACAACAACAUGGGCUUCUGGUGGAUCCUCCGCUUCCCCGUGUUCCUGGCCAUCCUGAUCAACUUCUUCAUCUUCAUCCGCAUCAUCCAGAUCCUCGUCUCCAAGCUCCGGGCACACCAGAUGCGCUACACCGACUACAAGUUCCGCCUGGCCAAGUCGACGCUGACGCUGAUCCCGCUGCUGGGCAUCCACGAGGUAGUGUUCGCCUUCGUCACGGACGAGCACGCCCAGGGCACCCUGCGCUACGUCAAGCUCUUCUUCGACCUCUUCCUCAGCUCCUUCCAGGGGAUGCUGGUGGCCGUGCUCUACUGCUUCGUCAACAAGGAGGUGCAGGCGGAGCUGCUGAAGCGGUGGCAGCGCUGGAAGCUGGGGAAGGACCUGGCGGAGGAGUGCCGGCACACCUGCAGCCUCGCGCCCGGCCCCCGCAACGGCGCCGGCGCCGCCGGGGAGAAGCACAAGCUGGUGAGCGGCUGCGGCAACGGGCUGGGGCGCAGCCCCCCCGCCCCCCGCCCCGCCGCCCCCCGCCCCCAGCGCCCCGGCCGCGGCGCCCCGGCCGAGCCCCUGGCCCCGGGCGGCCGGCACCUCUGCUACGACUUCCCCGAGACCACGGCGGAGAGCAACUUCUGAGCCCGACCCGGCGGGCUGCGACGGCGCCUGCUUCCUCCCCGUCCUCCUCCUCCUCCUCCUCCUCCUCCUCCUCCUCCUCCGUGCCCAGCGGGGCCCUGUGCGGGCGGGGGUGCUGCGCGGUGGGGACACGCGCGGGACGGCGGAGGUGGGGGACGGUGGACGUGCACGGGACAAGGAGGGGCACGCGGAUGGAGGUGCACGGGGCGGUGGACGUGCACAGGAUGACGGUCGUGCACGGGACGACGGACGUGUGGGACCAUGGACGUGCACGGCAUGGUGGACAUGCGGGAUGACGGACGUGCACGGGACGAUGGACGUGCACGAGAUGGUGGACGUGUGGGAUGACGGACGUGCACGGGAUGACGGACGUGUGGGACGAUGGCUGUGCACAGGACGACGGACGUGCGCGGGACGGCGGCGCUGCAGGAUGGUGCACGUGCACGGGACGCCGGACCUGCGUGGGGUGGCGGGAGCGCGGCAUGCCUGGGGAGGGGGCCGGGGCCGGUGUGGGGCCGGUGUGGGGCCGGGCCGCGGUGCUGCCCUGGGGCGGUGCAGCCCCUUUGCGCGGCGGUGUAAUUUAUGUCGUGACCGUGCGAAGAGGUGUGGGCCCGUGCCGGGCUGCAGGGC
Dromaius novaehollandiae (emu) is the source of this 2392-nucleotide messenger RNA. RefSeq names its product glucagon receptor (gene GCGR). Gene Ontology annotation, biological process: cell surface receptor signaling pathway; adenylate cyclase-activating G protein-coupled receptor signaling pathway. The coding region runs from base 266 to 1765 and encodes 499 amino acids. The transcript is spliced from 14 exons. The record is from RefSeq and is a predicted model, not a curated record. Gene Ontology annotation, molecular function: glucagon receptor activity; peptide hormone binding. Lineage: Eukaryota; Metazoa; Chordata; Aves; Casuariiformes; Dromaiidae. Gene Ontology annotation, cellular component: plasma membrane.